This is a messenger RNA of Neurospora hispaniola, 657 nucleotides long. RefSeq lists its product as uncharacterized. Bases 1 to 657 code for a protein of 218 amino acids. NCBI's taxonomy places the organism in Eukaryota, Fungi, Ascomycota, Sordariomycetes, Sordariales, Sordariaceae. The record is from RefSeq and is a predicted model, not a curated record. The transcript has 5 exons.
AUGUCUGCGCUCCUCCGACGAACAGGGCUCUCAAUUGUUCACUCGACAUCUCAAAAAUUCCCCAAUAGCCCCACCUGGGGUUUGGGCGGGGAUCUCCAUCCAAUCGGACUCGCCAGUCAUUUUGCGGGGACGAAACGCCCAGCAUCCAUCCAGCAGGACAUAGGUAGCUAUCGGUCUGCACCCGGAUACCAUCCUCCUACCCUCCGACUCUCGAACCAAACUGCAAUCAGGCCAUACUCUCUUCUCUUCCAUUUUACGAACAAACACAUCCCGUACAACGACCAAUCCGAUUCCGAUUGUGUUGCUGUCAUGGAAUCUUCCGCAAAGCGGGACUUGCUCGGUCGAACCGAUUUGGUGCAUAAGACAGUGGAGGCACCUCUACGUGGCCUCCUGAACUCUGGACCAGGUCACGGUAUGUCCCGGGCUGCUGCCUCCUCUAGUUUAUUCUUCUUCGUUGCCUACCGAUUCCAUUUUACGUCGGCAUUCAUUGGGAUGGCGUCACCCCUGGACCGCAAAUAUCACGUGCGGCUCUGUUUCAAUCCCUGCCCAGCUUCCGCUUUCCGCGCGAUGCCUGUCAAGGCCUGUCACCUCAAGGCCUGUCUCACCUGUCUUAGCACUCUGCGCUACCAAGAUCGAGGGCUGAAUCCCAAGGGUUAG